AUGGAUCACCCGGAGCAAACGGCCCACGGCCAAGAGGAAAGCGCCUCCGCGCACACAAAUGCCCAGCCAGAAGGUUCCAGCGCGACGCAGGCACAGCCAGCACCCGAUGCCAAUGCCAACCCCAUCCAGCAUGGCGACUUCUCGAAUCUCCCAAUGCAGCCUGGGAUGCCACCAGACCUGAAUCUGCUCUCCAUGUUGCCACAGGACGGAAGCCUGCUGGGACCAGAUGCGCUGAUGAAUAUGCCGAUGAUGAUGCCUAUGAUGAUGCCCGACGGCUCGAUGGACGCCAACGGCAUGUUGAGCAUGCCUCAAAACGGGAUCAGCAAUGACGAGAUCGCACUGUAUGACAGACAAAUACGCCUUUGGGGUAUGGCCGCCCAGCAAAAGAUCCGCAACGCGAACGUGUUGCUCAUCACAAUGAAGGGUCUGGCAAACGAGAUCGCCAAGAAUCUGGUACUGGCGGGCAUAGGGUCCUUGACCAUCAUCGACCAUGAUAACGUUACCGAGGCCGACCUGGGCUCUCAGUUCUUCCUCUCUGAGAAGGAGGGCCACCUAGGAAAGAACAGGGCCGAGGCAGCGUUGCCUCAAGUCCAGAAGCUGAACCCGCGAGUUACUGUCAUCGCCGACACGGACGACGUGCGGUUCAAGGGCGCGAGCUACUUCGCCCUUUUUGACAUGGUCAUCGCGACUGACCUGGACCCCGAUGCCUUGAACAUAAUCAACACGGCGACGCGCCUAAAUAUGCGGCCGUUCUACGCUGCUGGUACACAUGGACUUUACGGCUUCAUCUUCGCCGACUUGAUCGAGCACACAUUUUCGAUUGAGCGGGAGAAACCCAACGUGCCCACUGAGUUGAAGGCCGAGACGAGAACACGGCAAAUCUUCCAAGUCGACUCGAAGAAGGAGAACGGGAAGGAGAUGGAGAUCGUCUCCAAGAAGGAGGUCUAUAGCACUUGGUUGCUCGCCAGCGACGGCGCGUUCUUACCUGAAGAAUACACCAAGAGCAAGCGACGCCUUAAAGCCGUCAGCCCGGCCUUGUCGUGCCUUCGGGCACUGUGGGAGUUCCAGACUUCCCAUAAUGGUCGCAACCCGGGAGCGAACCAGGCCGACCUCGCGGCAUUCACGAAAUCGGCCACUCAAAAGCACAAGGACCUCCAAUUGCCUGGGGAGACCCUCACAGCUGAGUUUCUGCGAAGUUUCCUGCAGAAUAUUGGUUGCGAGGUUGCCCCCGUUACUGCCAUACUUGGGGGACAAUUGGCGCAAGACGUGAUCAACGUACUCGGCCAGACCCAGCAGCCAAUCCAGAACACCGUCAUCUUCGACGGCAAUACUAUGGAGGCCAACCUGUACCCUCUGCACCCCGAAGGCGCUCUUGGCGCGUCGCUUCUUUCCAUGGGGCUCGGCGGGAUUGCUGGAAUCCCGGGGAUGGGCAACGGGGACAUGAACGGGUUGAUGGGUGACCCAUCGAUGAUGCCUAUGGGCAUGCAACCGAUGGACAUGGGGUUCAACGGCGCGCCCAUGGCCACCGCCGGCGUGCAACCACAAUUCAACAGCGCGGGAGCUGGCACAAAUGAGGCCCAGACAAACUUCACCGGUGCAGGUUCGGCCCCAAGCACAGGUCCGGGUGCAGGCGCUGGCGAAUCACAUCCAAGUGGCUGA
Diaporthe citri is the source of this 1659-nucleotide messenger RNA. RefSeq lists its product as uncharacterized. The transcript is spliced from 2 exons. Gene Ontology annotation, molecular function: SUMO activating enzyme activity. The record is from RefSeq and is a predicted model, not a curated record. Gene Ontology annotation, biological process: protein sumoylation. Gene Ontology annotation, cellular component: cytoplasm; SUMO activating enzyme complex. NCBI's taxonomy places the organism in Eukaryota, Fungi, Ascomycota, Sordariomycetes, Diaporthales, Diaporthaceae. Bases 1 to 1659 code for a protein of 552 amino acids.